This is a messenger RNA of Guyanagaster necrorhizus, 1976 nucleotides long. RefSeq names its product acid protease. Gene Ontology annotation, molecular function: aspartic-type endopeptidase activity. The coding region runs from base 433 to 1800 and encodes 455 amino acids. Lineage: Eukaryota; Fungi; Basidiomycota; Agaricomycetes; Agaricales; Physalacriaceae. The record is from RefSeq and is a predicted model, not a curated record. Gene Ontology annotation, biological process: proteolysis. The transcript is spliced from 8 exons.
GCGAGCAGUAGAUAUCUCGUUCAAGGCUUUUGCUGCCACGAUAAAAACGUGCCAAUCAGGCCGUACAGCAGAGAAUUAAUGGGCUGAUAAAAACAAAACGAAUACGACAAUCCGGGGGGGGUGCGAAGAUAUUUCUGGCAGUAGGACCUAGGGCUGCAAUGGCCAGUUUACUGAAUAGACCAAGACAGCGUUUCGGGAAGGCACGUGUACGCGAUAUAAAUCUGCUCCUCAGGGUCACACGCUGCCACAGAACAGGUUUCCCGGCUUUCAUCUGUGCUUGGCCACAGGCUCCCUUCAUUCUCUUCCUCAUGACUACCAUGCUCACUUUUCCCUUUUUCUUGUUUUUCCUUCUUCUUUCCACGUCUGCAGAACCCGUACAUGUCUCCAUAAGGAACAACGGGGCGCGCGCAGUCGAUUACGCAGCUGCUGCGGAUGCCCUCAGGGCAAAAUACGGCUAUUUCCCCACAUCCCAGAGCAAGCGGCUUCGAAAGAGGCAGGGUACCGCUGGUAUUGGUAUUGUGGAUCAAAACACCGAUGCGAGUUAUUUUGCGACUGUCAACAUUGGAACGCCCGCGCUCUGUGCCUCGCUUUGACACCUCCAUCGUUCCGCCGGGGCCCAGUGGUUUUCUUUUUCAAUUUCGGGUGAUUCUGACGGUCUCCUCCAGGCCCCAAUCUUUCAACGUGAUUCUCGACACAGGUUCUUCGGAUCUGUGGGUUGCUGAUACGAGUUGUACGGGCUGUUCUUCUUCGACGCCUUUGUUCGACACACAAGCAUCAUCCACGUUGAAAACAGCAUCCGGCACCAGCUCUGAGACGACCAUACGAUAUGGCUCCGGAGCUGUGGCUGGAACGCUUUCCUCUGAUACAGUGUCAAUGGGAGGUUUCAACGUCACCCAGCAAAUCUUUUUGGCCGUUGACCAGACAACAAGCAGCUUGUUGAGCGGUUCCGUGUCAGGUAUCAUGGGACUCGCUUUCGAACAGAUCGCUUCGACACAGGCGACGCCCUUUUGGCAAGCCCUCGUCGCUGGAAACAAAUUGACAUCUCCGGAAAUGAGCUUUUGGCUUGCCAGGCACCGUGGUGAAUCAGACGUACAAUCAGAAGUAUCGGGAGGCGUGUUUACGCUCGGAGGAACCAACUCCACCUUAUUCACCGGAGAUAUUGAGUUUCUGAACAUGUCCGCGUCGACGCCGUCAUUCUGGCUUCUAGAGCUCCAAGCACUUACCGUCCAAAACAAAAGCGUUACUGUAACCACGAGCGGAACCACCGCGCUGUCUGCGAUCGACACCGGAACAACUCUGAUUGGUGGCCCGUCUGCAGACGUUGCUUCCUUAUGGGCUCAGGUUCCGGGCGCGCAACAGGCCCGAGGACAGGAAGGGCUGUACGAAUUUCCAUGCACCACCGAUGUCGAAGUGACAAUGUCGUUUGGUGGCAAGGCUUGGCCGAUUAAUAGCCAGGACAUGAAUCUGGGCCCCGCCACGACUGGCAGCAGUAUGUGUCUUGGGGGAAUCUUUGACCUCACGGCUGGAAGCAAUAUCCCGGAAGGAACUGGGAACCCGGGAUGGGUCGUCGGAGCAACAUUCUUGAAAAAUGUGUACUCCGUGUUCAGAGACUCAAAUCCCCCAGCGAUUGGAUUUGCCCAGUUAUCAAGCGCGGCGGGGGGAUCAGGCACACCCGGAGCGGCGACAAGUGGAACGUCGACAAGCAGCACUGCUAAAUCGGCGGCAGUGAUCAUUAUACCCUGGAGAGUAGAUUUAUUAAUUUCAGGACUGGUGGUCCUGUCGUGUUUUUUGUUUUUAUAAUUGAAGGACUAACUCGUCUGUGAUUGUUAUUGAAUGUAGUAUUUACUAAAUGCGUACCAGUAAUUAGUGAUGUUGAACGUUUACUGCUUAAAAAUGAUUGUGAAAAACAGCCCUGAAUAAUGUAAAUAUGCCAAGCAAACUGUUGCAGUACCGUCGAGAAUAGUACAAGACAAGGA